CUCCCACGAUACAUAAUCGUCAUAAUCGUAAUCGUCUCGUUCUUCCUACUAAUUUUUUGAGGAGGGGCACGAGUUCGAACCCCAGAGUCUUUCCUCAGCCCAUUUCUCUACAAUAAAUCGGCGUUUCAUUUCACUUCUGAAAUUAGAAAACCAUAUCUACUCGCAGCCUAAUAUUUCUGGAUAAUAUAUUAUUGCAGAAGCGCAUGAAGGCUUUUGUAGAGGAUUUGAUUCGGCUUUGGGGUAAAGAAAGUGCCAGAGAGCGAAGGGUGGAAUAAAUGGCGACUGAAACUUCUCCAAAUCAAAUUGAUGGCAAACAAUUAUCAGGUGAAUCCGUGAAAGUGGUUGAAGGUGGUGGAGCUCCAGAAGACAAAGGAGACGUUACAAAGGAAAAGGAUGGGAGUUGGCCUUUUGCAAAUUCAGAAACCGUUAGAGAAGAUCAAGUGCAAAAUGCAGUCAAAUUUUUAUCUCACCCUAAAGUUAGAGGUUCUCCUGUCAUGUAUCGGCGCUCAUUUCUUGAAAGAAAGGGCUUAACAAAGGAGGAGAUUGAUGAAGCAUUUCGCCGUGUGCCAGAUCCCACUUCUCAAGAAUUGGCUACAAGGACAACUGCCCCAACUCAAGAGAGGCAAUCAAUGCCACUUGCCACUCAACAAUCUCAAUCUCCAGUUCAAACUCUACAGCACUCUGCUGGCCCACUAGUUACAACAUCAACACCACCAAUGGUUCAACCAUCACGUUUUCAUUGGACACACUUGCUUUUGGCUUUGGGGUUGCUUUCUGCAACUGGUGCUGGAACGGGUGUGGUUUUCCAGAAAGCAGUUAUUCCCAGAUUCAAAUCUUGGAUUCGUCAGAUUGCUGCUGGAGCUGAUGAUUUUGAACAAAAGAAGGCCGCAGCACCUAGUCCAGCCGAGGAGGCUGUGGUUGCAGCUAAAGCUGCUGCUGCUGCAGCAGCUGAAGUAGCUGAAGCUAGCAGAGAAAUGCUUAAAUCAAAACUUGAAGAUAGCAAACAUUUGGAAGGGAUGAUACAUUCUCUGGAAGAACAAACAAAAGAAAUGAAGUCCAUGAAGACUGCUCUUCAGGAGAUAGAAAACCACAGGCAUGAAGUGCAUAUUACUGGUAGCCGAUCAGACAGUCAAAGUGCUAAUGAGACAAACAGGGCCAAAAGUAAUGGUGCUUUGGGAGCCGUUUCAUCUAUAAAUCAAUUAGAUCGUGGAGGAGUUUCUCAAACAAUUUCCAAGAAUUUCACAGUAGAUGCUAGUAUGUCAACUGCUGAUCAGAAUCUAGUGAGGCCAUCAUCUGCCCCUGCAAGAACUGAGCCCAGUCAAGCACCAUAUUCGAAUUCGUAUAUUGAGCUUAUGGCCAUGGUACAGCGUGGCGAGAAACCUCCAGGGAUUAAGGAAGUAAAUGACAAACCUCCAUAUCCAAAUCAACUGCCAUCAAAUCCUCGGUUACAACCAAGAGCAAAGCCCUGGGAAACCAUCCAAGCUCAAAGCACCAACAGCAAACACAGCAUGCAUGCUCAGAAUGUUCAAACAGUAAACUCCUCAGCAGUUAGAGAUGGAACAAAGGCAGUGGUCAAUGGCCUUGGUAAUAUACAACCACAACCAGCUUAUCCAGUAACAGUAAGGACAUCUGAAACCCAUGAACCUUGGUGGCGACCUAAGAAAAAUGAAACGGAACUACCUCUUGGUUUCAGUACACCUUCUGAAAGCAAUGCGAGGAUAGCAGAAAUGGAAUCUAAUGAUGAGGAGAUAAACGGUGGUACAGCACAUGUGUUGCCUUCUGGAAGUCUCAUGAACACUGCUGCAAAUGGACCAAGUAAUAGUUCUUUGCAUGAUUUAAAUGAUAGAGGUUGGGUGCCACCUCCGCCACCUCCAGUGGCCAUGCCCCAAGCUGCAAAAGCAAUUUGGCAUCCAAAGUCAAAUACGCAAAUUCAACAGAACUUGACAUCUGAGGUGUCAGUUAGCUCUGGUUCAGUUUUGAGGCCGGAGUCCACUGACAACACAUUUAUGCCUCCUGAAGCUAUGACCGAGCAAGAAGAACAUGUGGUGUCAUCAUCAGAGGUUCAAAAUAUCACAGAAAUAAAUCACCUUUCUAGAUUUACCGAAGAAGCUUCUUAUGAGACAAAUUUGUACAAGGAUGUUGCAAAUGAGGGUUUUGAGGUGAAGGAAGAUGUAUGAGCUUAUGGAAGGUGUGGGAUAAUUAUCUCCUUUGUGUAUUCAUUGUCUGUUUUACCAUAUCAGUCAAGAACACAUUUUUUAAUUGUCUUAUGUUGGACCUUUCACAAUAUUUUGCUACUACCAUAAAUGGAUUUGUUUCUCCGAUUCA
Messenger RNA from Cryptomeria japonica (Japanese cedar), 2325 nucleotides. RefSeq names its product peroxisomal membrane protein PEX14. Gene Ontology annotation, cellular component: peroxisomal importomer complex; peroxisomal membrane. Gene Ontology annotation, biological process: protein import into peroxisome matrix, docking. NCBI's taxonomy places the organism in Eukaryota, Viridiplantae, Streptophyta, Pinopsida, Cupressales, Cupressaceae. The transcript is spliced from 13 exons. Gene Ontology annotation, molecular function: signaling receptor binding. The record is from RefSeq and is a predicted model, not a curated record. The coding region runs from base 276 to 2177 and encodes 633 amino acids.